AUGCGUUCUUACAUCGAGACUCUGCUUGCCCUUGGCGUCGUUCUGGGCAGCUGCCUGAACGUGGAGGCCGUAAUCGGUGGCAGUGGCGGUGGAUCUGUGUUUUCUUCAUCGAAAAAGAUGUGCGAACAGCGGUACAACGUUAACUGUUUGAAGCUGGAGCUCGUGUCCUUCCUGGAGCGCGUCACGAACCAGAAGGAGUACGAUCUGAUGGCCGGCGUGAGUGUGGUGCGUGACCCGGGCGCAAACGUCACCAAGACGGCCGAUCUGAUCGCGGAGGUGACGCGCAUUUUCCCAACGAAUCCCGAGAAACGCUUGGACGAGUUCCUGCUGACUAAGCUGAACGACUAUCUGCAAACGCACUCGCUGCGGCUAAAGUUCAUGGACAGUGACGCGUUCCAGAAGGCCCGGGAAGCGUUCAUCGGCCGCAAGGGCAAGCUCGGAAAAAAGGGUGGUCUGGAAACGUUGAUCGCCGGCGCUAUGAUGAUGAAAGGUACCUUAGCAGCCGUUGGGCUUGGAGCUUUGGCCCUGAUCGCGGGAAAAGCUUUGAUGACGGGACUGCUGGCCCUGAUGCUGGCCGCGAUCGUUGGCCUGAAAUCGCUGGCUGGCGGCGGUGGUGGUGGCCACAAAUCCACCACGUACGAGAUCGUGGCCAAGCCGAUGUACUCGCAUUCCCACUCGGAGCACGACGAGGCGGUGCACGGGCACACGGGCUACGGUGGGUACGGAAGGGCCUACGAUCUGGCCUACGGUGGCCAAAAGCCCCACUAA
Messenger RNA from Anopheles cruzii, 768 nucleotides. RefSeq lists its product as uncharacterized. The transcript has 2 exons. NCBI's taxonomy places the organism in Eukaryota, Metazoa, Arthropoda, Insecta, Diptera, Culicidae. The record is from RefSeq and is a predicted model, not a curated record. The coding region runs from base 1 to 768 and encodes 255 amino acids.